AUGCUUACAACAUGGAACGUAUCAUAUUGGCCUAAACUGUACUUCAAUAAGCGAGAUCGCUGGUCGCCUUUUACAACAUCUUUUGAGCAAAAGAAAUUGUGUCAAAACUUUGUAAUAGUGGGUUAUUCUAUGGGUUCAGUGAUUGCAAUUGAAUUAGUACGUAAGAUAGAAGAAAUGAAUCUCCAAGGCCGUGUAGUGCUUAUUGAUGGCGCACCUGAGCAUAUGAAAGCAAUGGCAAAUCAACAUUUACCUUUUAACACGGUCGGCGAACUUGAAAAUAAUAUUCUUUUGGGAAUAAUGGAUACUAUACAACCAGUACUUAGUGGAAAGUUGGAGUUAAACAAAUGUUCCAAUUGGGAUAAAAAAUUAGAUAUUUUCAUAUCUCAUGUUCCUCCAACUUACACAAAAUUAUCAACGAAAUAUAAUAAAUCUGUAUGUACAACAAUUUACGAGCGAAUAAUUGCUCUUCAUAAAUAUGAUAUUACACAAUUACCGAAAAUUGAAUCACCGAUAACACUUCUGAAACCUACUAUACAAUCGCUGCACUUUGCUCAAGAAGAUUAUGGCUUACAUAAAGUAACUAAAGGAAAUGUAGAAGUACAUUAUGUCGAAGGUAAUCAUAUUACCAUGCUGGACAAUGAUAAAGUCUUAGCUGCGAUCAAUGAAGAUCAUAUCAAAUUUCCAAAAUUAAAGUUAAAUGUGACAGAUGAUGACGAUAAAAAUACAUUUGUUAAAUAUAUUUAUUCGAGAUCGUAGAAG
This is a messenger RNA of Nylanderia fulva, 759 nucleotides long. NCBI's taxonomy places the organism in Eukaryota, Metazoa, Arthropoda, Insecta, Hymenoptera, Formicidae. The record is from RefSeq and is a predicted model, not a curated record.